Baudoinia panamericana UAMH 10762 is the source of this 834-nucleotide messenger RNA. RefSeq lists its product as uncharacterized. The record is from RefSeq and is a predicted model, not a curated record. The transcript has a single exon. The coding region runs from base 127 to 834 and encodes 235 amino acids. Lineage: Eukaryota; Fungi; Ascomycota; Dothideomycetes; Mycosphaerellales; Teratosphaeriaceae.
CCUCACCGCCCACCGCAAACCUCACAUCAAUCCACUUGCGCGGCUAUAUUCAUACCCACCGUUGUCGGAGUAGUUUGCCUAUUACCGCUAGGUACCAGCUCCAUCACCAUGACUAUAUAAACACUCAUGGCCGCACUUGUGAUGCUCGGAAACGACGAUCCAAGCCCAGCCAUUGGAAACAACCUCUGUGAUUGUCUCAACCUAGCCGCCUCCCCAGAGGACAGGAUAGCUGGCUCAAUGAGUACACGAAUGGCCACUAAGAGUUCGCGGAUACCGAACCUUGCCUCUUCAGCAACAGUCACGUAUUCCCAGGCCUAUGCUGGCUCACUGGCCCACAAAACUUCCACUGGAGGUGACACGGAAAGCCUCUCCUCCAACUACGAGCCAGAACCGUGCGAGCAGCUGCCAGGUGGCGUUCCUGAUUCCUACGAACAUACGGCGCAGGAAGUGUCCAUGACGAGGCCGAUGCAGGGGCCCCGACUUACUAUUACUGAUCAGCGCAAACGUGACCUGGAAAUACGAUCGUCACCCGUAGAAGGGGAGAAGAUCCCGGAGAUUGAUAUGCCUUACGAUGACGGAAGAGAUGCUGCCGCUACUGACAUUGUGAGACCGCAACAACAGUGUAGUUUACGGUACGCGCAUCCCUCUCACACGAGCGAUGAGCUACCGCGGUGUUCACAGCCGAGUGUGAUGCAGGCUACAGAACAGGAGCCAGAAUUUGUGACCGAUGACGUGAGCAAUGCGAACGAUAAGUCACUUAAAAGGCGAAAUUACAACACCGGCUGUAAGUACCGCAAGUGGCUGAUUGGUUACUCGUGGCUUUGGCAACUCUGA